AUGGCUCCCAAAUUUGAACAGGUCUUUGCGAUGAGAGGGUAUAUGUCCAAAGAAAACACUGUCAACCUCAAGGCUAUCAAAGGCGGGCCGGUUCGAGUCGUCGUCCCGAUUACCCAUGGAUUCAUCAAAGGCUCUGGGUUGGACGCUGAAAUUCUACCUGGUGGUGGUGAUUGGAUUUUGUUGGAUACCUCCACGGGUGUGGCCCAUCUAGAUGUCCGCACACAGGCCCGAACUUCCGAUGGUCAUGAGCUCUAUGUCCAUUACCAUGGCGUCCUGAAAAUCGAUGAGGCCGCCAACAAAGUGCUGGCGUGGAGUCCCGACGCCAAAACAACCAAAUCCGGGGACCACGAAUGGUUCUCGGCUCCGAUCAUCGAGACAAGCGACCCCAAAUUCAAAUGGGUUGAGACAAGUCUGUGGGUUGGUCAGGGACAUUGGGUGGCCGAUGAGACUGGCUUUGCAGUCGAAUACGAGAUCUACAAGGUGGUCAACUAG
Messenger RNA from Exophiala xenobiotica, 492 nucleotides. RefSeq lists its product as uncharacterized. NCBI's taxonomy places the organism in Eukaryota, Fungi, Ascomycota, Eurotiomycetes, Chaetothyriales, Herpotrichiellaceae. The transcript is spliced from 2 exons. The coding region runs from base 1 to 492 and encodes 163 amino acids. The record is from RefSeq and is a predicted model, not a curated record.